AUGUUUAAUGAUAUUUUUGAUUUAUUACCAAUUGCUGCAUUAAUUCAUAAACGUAUUUUAUGCAUGCAUGGUGGCUUAAGUCCAUAUUUAAAUUCUUUGGAUGAUAUAAGAAAUAUUAAACGACCGAUCAAAGAAAUGGAAGAAUCACCGUUAGUAUGUGAUUUGCUAUGGUCUGAUCCGGUUAUUGGUUUAACCGGUUUUGUUAAAAAUGUUAUUCGUGGUAUUAGCAUAUGUUUCGGUGAAGAUACGGUAUUGAAAACAUGUGAAAAAUUAAAUUUAGACAUGAUUGUUCGUGCACAUCAG
Loa loa (African eye worm) is the source of this 303-nucleotide messenger RNA. RefSeq lists its product as hypothetical. Gene Ontology annotation, molecular function: protein serine/threonine phosphatase activity. Gene Ontology annotation, cellular component: cytoplasm; nucleus. The annotation marks the transcript as partial. Lineage: Eukaryota; Metazoa; Nematoda; Chromadorea; Rhabditida; Onchocercidae. The transcript has 2 exons. The record is from RefSeq and is a predicted model, not a curated record.